Molecule: messenger RNA, 945 nt
Organism: Macrosiphum euphorbiae (potato aphid)
Lineage: Eukaryota; Metazoa; Arthropoda; Insecta; Hemiptera; Aphididae
Source: the annotation of a GenBank genome assembly
AUGGUUACUAAUAAUGGCAGACCAUUUUGUGCAGUUGAUGAUUCAGGUUUUAGAAAAAUUAUCAAUCCUCUGUUAGUACAAUUUGGACCUGAAUACACUAUUAACGUGAAAAAUGUAAAGGAGAAUAUCAUAACAAAAGGGAACCUAAUUAUAAAAAAUAUAAGCGAGGAAGUAAAGGGAAAACUUCUCAGCUUAAAAUUAGAUUGUGUAACUCGGCAAAACCGUUCGAUACUAGGGAUCAAUGUCCAGUACAUGGACAAUAAUGAUGAGGUGGUUCUGAAGACUUUGGCGAUGACACAAAUCGACGUUAAACAUACUUCGGAAAAUUUAAAACAUGCGGUCUGUGAAGUUUUAAAAAAAUUUAAUAUUACCAAAAAUCAAAUUUUUUCUAUAACAUGUGACAACGCAAAUAAUUUGGUUAAAUUAACAAGGAUUUUGAGAGAACCUGAUGCUACUGAUUAUACAUACAGCGAAUCUGAUGAUGGUGAAUCUGAUAUGGAUAAUGUUAAUGUAGAUGCCAACGAUGUUACAGACGGUGAACCAGAUAGCUCAGAGGAAAUGGAAACACAAAUAUUUGAAGAUGUCAUGUUGGAAACUUUCACACCCGACCCUGAGCCACUAACCAAGUGCAUUCGCUGUAGUGCACACACAGUUCAGUGCUGUGUCAUUGAUGCGUUGAAGUUAGAGUCAGUUCAAGAAAUAUUGAAAAAAGUCAAAAGUAUUGUUAAAAAGUUAAGAACAAGAACAUUUAUGGUAAAACUAAAGAAAAGAGGCCUAAAAAUGCCAAAAAUCGACAUUGAGCCAAGAUGGAAUACCUCGUAUGACAUGCUGGUUCGAUUCUUGGAGCAUAAAACUUUUUGUCAACACAGAGAAGAUAAAUAUCCUGAACUAAAGUUGGAUGAAUGUGAUUGGGUUGCAGUCUCGGGCAUUGUCAAAGCUUUAUAA